Molecule: messenger RNA, 1143 nt
Organism: Rotaria sordida
Lineage: Eukaryota; Metazoa; Rotifera; Eurotatoria; Philodinida; Philodinidae
Source: the annotation of a GenBank genome assembly
CAACCACAACCACAACCAGAAGUAUUUCAACAUGUUCCUCAACAACCAUUUGAUUAUGCUAAAUAUCGUCGUGAUAUUGAACAACAACAACGUGUACUUGAACAACAUUAUCAAAAAAUGCAAAAUAUUCAACCUCAACCAGAACGUACAUCUGAAGCAGAAUUUUAUCUUGGUUCUGGACGUCGUGCAUUAAUUGAACGUGAAAUUCAUUCAAUGCGUGAAUCAAUACGUCCACAUGAACAUGCUCCACCACGUUAUAAACAUGAACCUGCACGUCGUUCAUUAUCAAUAAGUUAUACAGGUGGACAACGUUAUGUACGUGCACGUAUUAUUCAUGUUAAAGAUUUCUUUGAAGCAAAUCAACAAGAACAACCACCACAACCUGCAAAAGAACAAGAAUUAUUUGUUCGUGUUGAUGAUUAUAUUAAUGAAUCAGCAGCAAAUGCUUUACGUCGUGCAUAUUCUACUGAUUAUUUACAAGAAGAUGGACCACGUUCAAGAAUUCAAUAUAUGCGUAUACCAGGAGAAACAAUAAAAAUUGAAGAAAAAACAACAUAUGAAUAUCAAGGUGUUAUGUAUGCUGAUUUACCAUAUUCAUUAAAAUAUUGGAAUAUACUUCAUCUUCUUGAUUGUGAAGCUCGUCAAGGUCGUCCACUUGGUUCAACAUUACCACAUGUUAUUGUUAAUGAUCCAUAUCGAACAGUGAUACCACCAUUAACACAACAAGAAAUUUGUCAAACAGCACAACAAGUUUUAUUAUCACAACCUUAUCCACGAUCACAUACAGAUAAAACAUUACGUUGGUUUUUAUCACGUGAUAAACGUACUGAAAUUGAAACUGCUAAAUAUUUACGAGCAUUAAAUCAUUAUCGUCGACAACAACAACAACAACAACAACGAUUACAACAGCAACAAUAUGAACAACAACUACUGCAGCAACAACAAUAUGAACAACAAUCUCUACAACAACAACAAUAUGCACAACAACAACAAUAUGAACAACAAUUAUUGAAACAACAACAAUAUGAACAACAAUUACUGCAACAACAACAAUAUCAUCAACAAUUACAACAGCAACAAUAUCAACAACAAUAUGAGCAACAAUUACUACAACAACAAUGUGUACAACAACAACAACAACAA